AUGGAUGAAUCCUCUGCCCCACUGGCCGAUUACUUCUGGAUAGCAGGUAUCGAGUCCAUAUCCUAUCAGGACUUUCCCAGCUCGGCUACUUCCACACAGGUCGACACAGUCAUCGCGGAAGAUGGCGAACCAGAAGACGCGGAUGAGCCCAACGGCCUGCUGAAGCGUGCCGCACGGCGUUCUCAGCAGAAUGCCGGACACCGGCUUUCAAAGUCCUCCAUAGCCAACACCAUCCACACUCUGGACGAGCUUGAUGGAAAUACUAGGAGUAACAGGAGCAGUGCUACCAUACGACCAGUUCCUACGCCUGCCGCUGCUGCAGCUAGCCAGGAUGGCCUGCUCUCAAUGGCAGACUUCGACUUCGACAAGGCUCUCGUUAAAUUUGCCGCAGAGAGAGAGAACUUUCUCGAUGACUUGAGUUUCUCUGCUGGGGCCAAGACCCAAGCACGGCCUCCCAUGGUCAACCCCAGGACGGAGCGGAUCAAGGCAGACGAAAAUGCUAGCGGGCGGUUGAGUCCCCUCAAGAGCAUCCGAGGGAGCAUCCGCGGCAGCAUCAGGCGGAAAAUAAGUUUCAAGGACAUGAGCAGUGCGCGGAAGCCGCCUGGUCCUCCUAAGCCUGGUAAGUGCACAUACCCCUCCACAUAUUCUGACAACGCAGUCGUAGCUGCCUCCAUCAAGACUGCAAGAAGGUUGAGCAACUACAACUCUGUGAUUCCUCCACCGGAACCACUCAAUCUGGAUCCGGACAUGCAUCCACUGAAACGCCGAUUCGAACCCGAACUACUCGAUCGUUAUCCUCCGCGCAACGCAGACGAAGACCUCAGUCGACGGGGGAGAUUCCCCGACUAUGUACCCAUGUUCGCUUUUCCAAACGAUAUCCAGAUUGUCUCGUCUGAUGACCGACCGAGGUCUACUUGGCACGGCUUCACCAUGACAUCGGAUGACUCAUCGAGGAUUUAUGGAAUCACAGUAGUCGUCUGGACAGCGGUCCCUGCCGACACCGCCGAGGACAUUGAGCGACGUUGUGAACAAUGGCGACAGAGUCACAUGUCCAAUGAAGAACGAGAACUGGCAGGCAGCCUCGGCACUCGGCUCGCCGCAGAGCGGGCACAUCUGUCCCAGUUGCUGGCCAAGUUGCCCACGAUACCCUCUGGCUCAGCAGCACGUGAGCGACUGGACGAGCAAAUUAGUGCGGUGGAGGAAAAGAUCAGUCUGAUGACGGAAAUGCUACGGCCACUGCGGCACGGAGCCGCGUCCAAGAUUGAUGGCCUGACCGCGGGCGAGAGCGGAUUGUGGACACCUCGAGCUUACGGCAUUCUUGGUCGAGAUCCUUCGCGAAUCGGCUUUUGGAAGGACUGGCUGCGGGCCGUCGUCGUGCCAAUGACUGAUGGUGGCGUCCUCAGGGUCCCGGCAAGCUCUCCUCGGGUUGGCCGAUGGCAGCCUUUGGAGAGAUACGUGGUGAACUUGUGCGCAGAGGCGUUCAGCCCCCUCAGCUCCAAGACGCAGGUAGAGAUCGGCGUGCGGGAGCUGCGCCUCUAUGCUCGUAAAGAAGCAGCAAACGAGCUGCCUGGCUCCCGAAGCAUCGACCUCUACGCCCUGUUUAGGUGCCUCUCGCUGGAGAAUGUCGUCACCCUCUUCGAGUACGCAAUGUCAGAGUCGCGAAUCAUUCUCCUCUCCUCUCAUACAUCCAUGCUUCAUCUCGCAGCACAUGCGCUGCUCAAUCUCCUAUACCCUCUCACGUGGGUUGGAGUCUUCAUACCUAUCCUUCCAGCUCGUCUCCUCUCUGCCCUUGAAGCCCCCUGUCCCUACAUCGUGGGGAUAGAGCGAAGGUACGACCAUAUAGAGCUCCCUGACGAUGACUACGUUCUCGUCGAUCUGGACAAGGACACGAUUGAUGCCACCAAUCAACCAGUGCGACUUCCCAAGCAGCACAGGCGCAAGCUGAUGGCAUUGCUUCAGCUUGCUGCACCACAUCAGAUCCGCUAUGGCGUCACAACCGGGCCACCGCCUUACGCCAUCGAAUCGUAUCCAUACGACGCAUUUGCAGCGGAGAACGAGGGACUUUUCAACGAGAGGGCCAAGCCGAGCACGCUCUCAAAGUGGGUGAGCCAAAGCUCUACGACGUUUGGAGAGGCUGAACCUGCCGAGAACAUACGGCCGCCGAUCUUCAAUGUUUUCCCGCAUGCCAAGCCAGGCGCUCCUGAUCGUCCUUCCACAAGCAAGUCAAACAGAACAAGCCCACAAUCGUCCGUCUCACCGACGUCAGCUCACUUUCCACCUGUGCCGAUAACACCAAUCUCCAGGAGUGACUCAGGUUUUGCACUGUCAGCGACGCUGCGUGAGAAGCGUUCGGGUAACCUCAAUGAGCCAGUGGGGAGGAGGAGCUCGUCAUUCGGCCAAGGGCCAGUGCCUCGGCCCAACCCGCCGUUCUUGAAUGGCCACCAGCCCAACGCAUCUCUCUCAGCUAUCUCGGUGAAUUCCCAAUCGUCCUACGGCGGCGGAUAUGCCCCGUCCACUUAUGCGCAAUCGACGAUAGCCGCCUCAACAAUCAUGCCUAAUAUGCUUAUACAACCAGUCCAUAACACUGACACUGUUGUGUGGGUGGAGGGCCACUGCUUCCAUUUCCAAGCAAAGGACAACACCUCGGUGUGCGCGAUCUGCGAUGAAAGAGCCGAGGGCGAUGGGUGCUACAAGUGCACGGGCUGCAACAUUAGCACACACGGGCGUUGCCUCGGCUGUGUCUCGGUGGUCUGCCCGAUCGCCUUCAACGCGGACAAGGUUCGUGCGGCAUUCGUGCGGUGUUAUGCCAGUCUGCUAUACACUUACCGGAAGCACCUUGGGCGGCCAUCGAAAGAGCAGAAGACGAAUGGGCAAUUAUAUGCCUUCGAUAUGAACGGGUUUAUACGGAAUCUGCCCUAUGACCAACAGGACUAUGUGACGAUGAUGAAAGACACCCAAGCCUUCAACGAGUUCAUCCACGAGAGGGAGCUUAAGCCUGCCGCAGACCCAGAAGUCCGACUCUUCGAUGAAGUUCUCCUGGCCAAGAAAUCGAGAGGCAAGCCAGGCUUGAGUGGCUUGUCACGACUCUCCACCAUUCGAGCCUCGCAUGGGUUGUCCAGUUCAAUGGGUGGACUCCAGCUCCCCUCAAGGUCAUCGUCCUCAUCCUCCUCGUCCAAAUCAUCGUCCUAUCUAGCCGAUACAUAUGACCAUCUCUGGCGGACGGCUUCAGUGCCUGUUCCCAAUGCCAAAUUCACCGGUGAUUAUCGAUCUGUCACGACGAGGAUUCCAGCCAGACUCGAUACCAGUCUGAUGAAGGAGCCUCGGGCGAUCCAGGGCGUGCCCCGCCCAGAACAGCGCACCCGUGGCUUCAUGCGAAAGCAGGUUCCUAGCAUGGUUGCACUCGGCAACUCAGUGCCGACCAUUUCACAUCCGGGCAAGAAUACAUAG
This is a messenger RNA of Microdochium trichocladiopsis, 3447 nucleotides long. Its product is annotated as AEX-3 domain-containing protein. The transcript is spliced from 3 exons. Gene Ontology annotation, biological process: regulation of Rab protein signal transduction. Bases 1 to 3447 code for a protein of 1148 amino acids. Gene Ontology annotation, cellular component: cytoplasmic vesicle. Lineage: Eukaryota; Fungi; Ascomycota; Sordariomycetes; Xylariales; Microdochiaceae. The record is from RefSeq and is a predicted model, not a curated record.